This is a messenger RNA of Purpureocillium lilacinum, 891 nucleotides long. RefSeq lists its product as uncharacterized. The record is from RefSeq and is a predicted model, not a curated record. Gene Ontology annotation, molecular function: catalytic activity. NCBI's taxonomy places the organism in Eukaryota, Fungi, Ascomycota, Sordariomycetes, Hypocreales, Ophiocordycipitaceae.
AUGGCUGCUGCGACGAAACUCCGCAAGAUGGUCGAGGACCCCCAGUCCUUCGUCGUGGCGCCGGGCGUCUACGAUGGCUUCAGCGCCCGCAUCGCCCUCGAGGUUGGCUUUGACUGUAUUUACAUGACUGGUGCUGGCACGAGCGCAUCCCGGCUCGGCCAGCCCGAUCUGGGCUUUGCCUCGCUCAACGACAUGCGCGCCCAUGCGGAGAUGAUUGCCAACCUGGACCCGUCUACACCCCUCAUCGCCGACGCCGACACGGGCUACGGCGGGCCCAACAUGAUUGCCCGUACCAUCGAGCAGUACCACCGCAGCGGCGUCGCGGGCCUGCACAUCGAGGACCAGAUCCAGACGAAGCGCUGCGGGCACCUCGGCGGGAAGGAGGUCGUGUCCGCGGAGACGUUCAGUCAGCGGAUCGCGGCCGCUGCGCAGGCGCGCAAGAGAGUGCACUCGGACAUUGUCAUCAUUGCGCGCACGGACGCCCUCCAGACGGACGGCUACGAGGAGGCGGUGCGGAGGCUCAAGCUCGCCGUCGCGGCUGGCGCCGACGUGGCGUUCCUCGAGGGCGUCCAGACGGAGGAGCAGGCGAGGGGUGUCUGUCGCGAGCUCGCUCCGACACCGGUGCUGCUCAACAUGGUUGAGAACGGGGCGACGCCGUCGUGGACGCCGGACCAGGCCAGGGAGUUUGGGUUCAAGAUCAUCAUCUUUCCCUUCUUGACGAUCGCGCCCGCGUACGAGGCCAUCAAGUCCUCACUGCAGCACUUCAAGAAGACGGGCACCUCGGGCAUAAGCAAGGAUUUCACACCAAAGAAGCUGUUUACCGUGGUUGGCUUGGAGAAAGCGACGGCCGUUGAUGCCGAAGCGGGAGGGUCCAUGUAUUCUAGAGUGUAG